Leptopilina boulardi is the source of this 1077-nucleotide messenger RNA. RefSeq lists its product as uncharacterized. NCBI's taxonomy places the organism in Eukaryota, Metazoa, Arthropoda, Insecta, Hymenoptera, Figitidae. The transcript is spliced from 6 exons. The coding region runs from base 324 to 926 and encodes 200 amino acids. The record is from RefSeq and is a predicted model, not a curated record.
UCGCAAAAAAGUUUUGUCGUCUGCUAUUUUUAAAGCAAACAAAGUUUGAAACAAAGCAUUAAAUUGUUUAAAUUAACAAAUUUUUACUAAUAUUUCAUGAUCAUUUAUUAUUAGAAUCUAUUAGAAUUAAUUGUGCACUAUUAAGAGCUAGUGAAAAUUAAAAUUAAUGAUAAUUAAAAUGUAAAAUUUGCUUGAAAACAUUUUAAUAUUAUCAUAACCUCUACCGGUGUAAAAAAGUUGUUUGUUUAUUAUACGCACGAAUAAGGUUAUUUUUGGGAUUUUUUUCAACAAAUUUUCGUCACUAUUAUAUACAAAAUUAAAUCAUGAAUAACGGACUUUGUUAUGAAGAUAUCUUGGGUUUUACCAAACAAACCGAAACAUUGAUAACAGGUUUAGGAGGUACACCUGAGCUUGUAGAAGAGUUUCGAAAAAGAAAUAUUUCCAAUGAAGAAUUAUCUGAAUUACAUGAAUAUGAUUUAAUUGCACUUGGUGCCGAUUAUACAUUCAUUACAGCAUUUUUGAAAGAAAUGAAAAAUAGAUCAAAAAAAUCAAGUGAAUAUUUACAGCCUCAAUAUAGAUACGAGCACUUGGUGGACAUUUUAAAAACUGGACGAAAUCAUAUUAAGCAUAUUGGUGCAUUUAUUGGAUAUGCAAGACUUAGAUUAAAGAAAGAACAAAUAAAUCUUUUUGUUGAUCCUAAUAAAGGAUUACGUGCAAGUGAAACAUUGAAAAUUGCUUCAAUAGCAACAAUCAAAGAAAUUAACUAUAUCAUGGAAGAAGUGAAUAAUUUAGAAACAUACAUUUCAAUGACUUAUGAAACACCAAAAAGGAAAAAGUAUUUCAACAUUUGUAUGUUCAUAGGUGGAUUGGGAUUGACGACUUGUGCAUUGUUCCAUUUGUGUAAAAAAUGUUAUAUUAAGAUAUAAUAGGCUUUUGAUUUUAAGGAUAAUGCUCCAUAUUUAACGUGGCAAGUUUCUGGAAAAUUCCCUGCUAAAAGUGCCAUAUCAGUCGCUGUGACUAGAAGUAAUCCACCUUCCGAAAGACAUUGAACACCUCCAUCGAGAAAUAUUGUUGGAC